Triticum aestivum (bread wheat) is the source of this 839-nucleotide messenger RNA. RefSeq lists its product as uncharacterized. The transcript is spliced from 2 exons. The record is from RefSeq and is a predicted model, not a curated record. NCBI's taxonomy places the organism in Eukaryota, Viridiplantae, Streptophyta, Magnoliopsida, Poales, Poaceae. Gene Ontology annotation, molecular function: DNA-binding transcription factor activity. The coding region runs from base 1 to 804 and encodes 267 amino acids.
AUGUGGGCGUGGGGGAACAGGCGGAUCAUCGCCGCGCAAGCGCCCCCGCUACGACACUCCAGCCGGCCCAUCGUCGAGAUGUGGCGCUCGUACCAGGCGCGUGAACGCGGCGGGCUUUCCCGCAACGACGGCCGGGGCGCAUGGGCUCGCUUCUUUGAGCUCGGCGAUGCUCUUUGGCCACACACCAAGAGGUGCCAUGAGGCGGAGGAGGAGGUCCUUGCCGCCCAACGCGUGGUGGCGGCCGGAGAAGAAGGCGUCAACAAGAGUCUCGCCAUCACCAAGGAAGAGCAGGCCUAUGCCAUUGCUCCCGGAGCACCUCAAUUUCAUUCGCAAAUCACAAGCUCUCCUCCUUCUCUCACCCGCUACUGUGAAGUCUGUACUGUACCUAGGAGUAUAAUAGAACAGCUACACGGUGAGAUGGAUGAGCACGAGCCCAGCCUUGAGCUCACCCUCCGCAUGAGCUCGGCAGCUGAGGCGGAGCAGGGCGGCUUCUUCCUCUGCGUCUACUGCGACCGCAAGUUCCGCAGCUCGCAGGCGCUCGGCGGCCACCAGAACGCGCACAAGCACGAGCGCAGCCUCGCCCACCGCCGGCGGGAGAUGGCCGCCGCCACGGGUGCACACGGGGCGGCCGGAACACGCGCGCCUGCGGCGCAGGACGAGAGGCCCAGGUAUGUUUCCGCCGGCGAUUUCGUCGAGCCUUCCGCUGGGAAGGCGGGGAGGACGGAGGCAAGGGCGUGGAAGGUUGCUGCUGCUCCCGAGUACGGCUACCGCGCCGAUGAUGUGGACCUGUCGCUCAGGCUAUGAUUGAUCUCUUCUUCUAUCUACUUGAGUUUCUCUCA